GUGGCUUCGGGUCCCCAGAUUUGUGGAUCGUCUUUGCAUCUGGAAAGAAAAAAGGAUCAACCGAGACGUUUGGGAAGAGUCUAUGGGUGAAUAAAAAAAAAGGGGGGGGGAGUGCAAAACUGUGGUUGCGGUGAAAAAAGAAGCAUCUUGGGUACUGAAACAAGAAUUGUUGGCUGCUCAAGAAUUUUUAAAAAGCGUCUAGAAACUGGUAAAUACUUUGACCAUUUCAGCUUGAAUUUGACGGCGAAGUGUUGUGGAAACCGUCCCCUUGAAUUAUUGGAAGGGGAGUAGGGAUAGAUGAGGGGGCUCCCGCCGUGGAUUUAUUUUGCUGGGGAUAUAGACCUGCAGCUAACUGGAUUUGAUUUAUAAGAAGGAAAUUUACAGUCAAUGGCCACUCUGCCAUAUUGCUACUAUGGAAAAUAGAAUGGUCAAUAGGAUAUGGUCUGAUAAAUAGUGAUGAUUGAAGAUGUUGCUUCAAUACAUGUGAAAUCAAUGGAAGAUACGUGCUGCAUGAAAAGCUUUCUCAGCUUUGUUCCACAACUUCAUCUUUGAAAAAUUGAAGGCAUAUCUACUACAGUACAGCCUUUCUCAAGUGGAUAUAAAUACAUUUGUCUCACUGAAACCAGACAACUAGACAACUAAUGUGGGACUAUGGCACUUCCCAGGUGCAUGUGGCCAAAUUAUGUCUGGAGAGCAGUGAUGGCGUGCUUGGCACAGGGGGGAGUGGGUGCCUCCUUGACUCUCUGUGUGUUGGGAAGUUUGCUUCAGGCUGCCCAUGUGCUUUCACAAAAAUUGGAUGAUGUGGACCCACUGGUGACUACCAACUUCGGCAAGAUAAGAGGGCUUAAGAAAGAACUCAAUAAUGAAAUUUUGGGACCUGUUAUUCAGUUUCUUGGGGUUCCCUAUGCAGCUCCACCAACAGGAGAACAUCGUUUUCAGCCUCCAGAGCCACCGUCUCCCUGGUCAGAUAUCAGGAAUGCUACUCAGUUUGCUCCUGUGUGUCCCCAGAAUAUUAUCGAUGGCAGAUUGCCAGAAGUCAUGCUUCCUGUGUGGUUUACUAAUAACUUGGAUGUAGUUUCAUCGUAUGUACAAGACCAGAGUGAAGACUGCCUAUAUUUAAACAUAUAUGUCCCAACCGAGGAUGAUAUCCGGGACAGUGGAGGACCUAAACCAGUGAUGGUGUAUAUCCAUGGUGGCUCGUACAUGGAAGGCACUGGAAAUUUAUAUGAUGGGAGCGUCUUGGCGAGCUAUGGCAAUGUGAUUGUCAUCACUGUCAACUAUCGGCUUGGAGUACUUGGCUUCUUGAGUACAGGGGACCAGGCUGCAAAAGGAAACUAUGGACUUCUUGAUCUCAUACAGGCUUUAAGAUGGACUAGUGAAAACAUUGGAUUCUUUGGUGGUGACCCCUUGAGAAUCACUGUUUUUGGAUCAGGCGCUGGGGGUUCAUGUGUCAAUCUGCUGACUUUAUCCCAUUAUUCUGAAGGUAACCGUUGGAGCAAUUCAACCAAAGGACUUUUUCAACGAGCAAUAGCUCAAAGUGGAACAGCCCUUUCCAGCUGGGCUGUUAGUUUCCAACCUGCAAAAUAUGCUAGAAUGUUGGCCACAAAAGUUGGGUGCAAUGUUUCAGAUACAGUAGAAUUAGUGGAAUGCCUCCAGAAGAAGCCUUAUAAAGAACUUGUUGAUCAAGAUAUUCAGCCAGCCCGAUACCACAUAGCCUUUGGACCUGUGAUUGAUGGUGAUGUGAUACCAGAUGAUCCUCAGAUACUGAUGGAGCAAGGAGAGUUUCUCAACUAUGAUAUUAUGUUAGGAGUUAACCAAGGGGAAGGUUUAAAAUUUGUUGAAAAUAUAGUAGAUAGUGAUGAUGGUAUAUCUGCUAGUGAUUUUGACUUUGCUGUUUCCAAUUUUGUUGAUAAUUUAUAUGGAUAUCCUGAAGGCAAAGAUGUUUUGAGAGAAACCAUUAAAUUCAUGUAUACUGACUGGGCUGACCGGCAUAACCCUGAAACCAGAAGGAAGACCUUACUGGCUUUGUUUACGGACCAUCAAUGGGUGGCACCAGCUGUAGCUACAGCGGAUCUUCACUCAAACUUUGGUUCACCUACCUACUUCUAUGCUUUUUAUCACCAUUGUCAAACAGACCAGGUUCCAGCAUGGGCUGAUGCAGCCCACGGAGAUGAGGUUCCUUAUGUGCUGGGCAUACCCAUGAUUGGGCCCACAGAGCUAUUUCCCUGCAAUUUCUCCAAAAAUGAUGUGAUGCUGAGUGCAGUUGUAAUGACUUACUGGACAAAUUUUGCUAAAACUGGUGACCCAAAUCAACCAGUUCCUCAAGACACAAAAUUCAUUCAUACUAAACCCAACCGCUUUGAAGAAGUAGCAUGGACCAGAUAUUCCCAGAAAGACCAACUUUAUCUCCAUAUUGGAUUAAAGCCGAGGGUUAAAGAGCAUUACCGAGCCAAUAAAGUAAACCUCUGGUUGGAGCUGGUACCUCAUCUGCAUAAUCUCAAUGACAUUUCUCAGUAUACCUCGACAACAACGAAAGUGCCAUCAACUGACAUCACUCUCAGACCUACGAGAAAAAAUUCUGUACCGGUCACAUCUGCCUUUCCCACUGCCAAGCAAGAUGAUCCCAAACAACAGCCAAGUCCAUUUUCAGUGGAUCAAAGGGACUACUCCACGGAGCUGAGUGUCACUAUUGCAGUCGGAGCCUCCCUGCUCUUUCUGAACAUCUUGGCCUUUGCAGCCCUGUAUUACAAGAAGGAUAAGAGGAGACAUGAUGUUCACCGGAGGUGUAGCCCUCAGCGCACUACUACCAAUGACCUGACCCAUGCCCAAGAAGAGGAAAUCAUGUCUCUCCAAAUGAAGCACACUGAUUUGGAUCAUGAAUGUGAGUCCAUCCAUCCACAUGAGGUGGUUCUUCGGACCGCCUGCCCCCCAGAUUACACACUAGCUAUGAGAAGAUCACCUGAUGAUGUUCCUUUAAUGACACCCAACACCAUUACGAUGAUUCCCAACACUAUACCAGGGAUUCAGCCCUUACACACAUUCAAUACAUUUACUGGAGGACAGAACAAUACUCUGCCCCACCCCCAUCCCCACCCCCAUUCACAUUCAACAACCAGGGUAUAGCCAGAUAAGAGAAACAAACUAUUUUUUGAUGGAUUACAGUAAAAGAUUACUGAAGAUUCCUUGGCUUACAACCUACAAGACUCUCAAUUAUUUAAGUAAGGAGGAAUAAUAUGUGAAUAUACAUAUCAAGAACCUGGGGGUUUUGAAAAUAUGAAUUGUAUAUAUAUAUACACACACAAAUCAACUUUAAAAACAAAUUGCAAUUGCUUGAAGCAAUUGUUCUGAAUGAUACUUUUUCAUUCACAUUCAAGAAUUAAUUUUUUGAAGAUUUAAGUUACAUAAUGGAAUUAGGCAUGUGGAACACCAAACAGGAAAGAACUAUGUCUGAAAUAUAAAAAAUAAAAAUAAAAAACAACUACGAAUAUGCACAAGGGACACACCAAUGGAAUGUCAGAUAAUUUUCACCAGUUUUUAUUUGGAGCCGUUUUAUUGUGUAGACCAUAUUUACAUAUUUGGAUAAGUACACAAAGCACCAAUGCUGUUAAUGGCCUUAGCAGAGGCUCAUGCUGAAAUUUGCCAGUAAAACAAAGAAGUUUAAAGACUGGCAGGUACAACACUCUCACAUAAGUGCUGUCAGUAUAAAGUUGUGGGGAUAAAGGAAACUGGAUAUUUUUAGCACGAUGUGCAUGAUAAUUUAUAUGCUUGGUGGCUGUGCUGCUGAUUAAGCCGUAAUUAAAAUUCUUCUCAUCCCAUUGGAGUUUUUAAUAGAAGCUUCCUCCAUCAAUUGGCAGAACCUAAAGAAGAUUUUAAGGGGCAAAAGUAAUUACAGUAAAAUAAGUCACAGUAGUGUCAAUAAUAGAAGGGAUUAGUCAUUAAAGGUACUUGAAGAUACUAUAGGUAUUGUAAGGGAUACUCGCUGAUAUGAAUCCCAGAAAAAAAUUUCCUGUGCUUUAAUAUUCUCUUCAUUCUCAUAUAAAUAAUUUAUAAAAAUAUAGCCCUAAUUGGACGUGUGUUACAGGAUCUACAGUUUGCUGUGGUUUCUAUUACUCCUGUAUUUUGUUCUUUUUGGUAAGGUGAAGUGUGUCCAAAGCAUUACUUGCAACAGUCUUUUAUGACAUGAGGGUGCCCCAAAAUUACCAUCCUGAUUACAGUUCCCCAUCAAUUGAUUUAUUCAUGUUGCAUGACAAAAUGUUUAAUAAUAGUAAUCCAAUAUAAAGUUAUGUCCCGCUUCACAUCAUUUAACUUUCUCACUGAGGUUCAUUCACAGAAAUUUACUCACAUAAUCUCAGUAGAGUACAACAUAGAAACAGAACCUAAGAGAGUUGACACCUGGAAGAUUUUAGUCUUACACAUGUGUGUGAUUUUAAAUGAUUUUUAAGAUCACAGGAAACUCUUCAUCUCCGUGUUGUUUACCAAUAAUAUCAGUACGUCACAGACCUUUCCAAAUGUUUGUAUAUGUAAUCAGAUGUACAUUUAUAUUAAAAAAAAAAGAGAUGGACUUAAAGAGCACAUCCUGAUGAAUACGUUCUCUCUUACCUGUACUAUAUUUCUAUUAGACUAAAGUUAUGUGAUUUUUUUUUUACAUUUUUUCAGACGACUAGCAAUUUUGAUAGUUUGUAAGAUAAUGCAAAGAACUUUCUCUGACAAACUAACUGCAGUAACAGAAACCUUUCUUUUCAGUUACUCUUUUUCAAGAAUGAAAGCUUAUUAUACAAAAGAAAAAUAUUGUAUACUACUUGAUGGAAACAACUUUGUACAUCUUGGCCAUGUCACUGGUCAUUGCGUGAAAUAAAGAUAAUCUGGAUAAUGACUAUUAGUCAAAUGCUAAGAGACAUGAUUUUUGCUCAUUAAAGAGCUGAAAUGUUUAUCGCUGUUUUGUCUUU
Octodon degus (degu) is the source of this 4946-nucleotide messenger RNA. It is a transcript of the gene Nlgn1, whose product is annotated as neuroligin 1. Gene Ontology annotation, molecular function: neurexin family protein binding; signaling receptor activity. Gene Ontology annotation, biological process: presynaptic membrane assembly; neuron cell-cell adhesion; modulation of chemical synaptic transmission. The record is from RefSeq and is a predicted model, not a curated record. NCBI's taxonomy places the organism in Eukaryota, Metazoa, Chordata, Mammalia, Rodentia, Octodontidae. The transcript is spliced from 6 exons. Gene Ontology annotation, cellular component: postsynaptic specialization membrane; synapse; cell surface. The coding region runs from base 652 to 3123 and encodes 823 amino acids.